AGUGCAUUUACCAAUCUGUCACUCGCACAUCGAUAUAUUUCAGAGGGCAGCACCGACCAAGAACUUAUUAUGUCAGUAUUCAGUGUACGCCCGGGCCGGGGCUAAAGCGGACGCGUUCCAGGGUCGAAUCGAUCCUCCCAAAAAAACCACGAAAUCGUACCAAUAAUCCCACGCGAACACCAAAACACACCCCAAGAUGGCACACCAUGAAUAAAAAAUGUAGGAAAACAGUCAAAAUAACAUCAUAAAUGGUACGCAAAGUGUUCAAAUCGUUCCACAAAUCCCGGACUAUCGUUUACCAGGAUAAGAGUGAGACAGCGCUAAGCAAAAAGGAUAGCCUCGUCGUUUGUGUAAUAAUUAAAAUUUGUAAUCUGUGUGUCAGUGUUUCGAAUUCGCGUUCGAUUUUCAAAAUCGUCCCAUAGACUAUAAUUACAGUGAUCUGUGAAAUUAAAUUUCGAAUGGAAUGAACGAAAUGUUGUGUUAAAAGAUAUAAUGUGCAUUUAUUGAUGUUUUUAUAAUACUAAAUCCUGCCCUUGUACCAUCCAAGUCUUCUAAAACAAUAUUUCAAGAAUUGUGAUCUGUACAUAAAAAGAACCUAUUACAAUAAAUAAAUAAAUAUAACAUGCCCCAAAAAGAACCUAGUGAAAGACAAUAAAUUUAAAAAAUAAAAGCUUAUCCAAAAAAUAAUCUAGUAAAUCAUAGACAAAUAGUAAAAUAAUAGAUAAAUUAACAAAAAAGAAACCUACUAAAUCAUAGAUAACUAAAAAGCAUAGAAAUCUUUAUCCAAAAAAGUACCUUGUGAAUUAUAGACAUUUAAUAAAAUAAUAGAACAUUAGCUAAAGAACCUACUAAUUACAUAGACAACUUAACUCGCUAAUGAAUGACAGUUAAUAAAUCGCCAAGUUUUGGCCAAGUGCGAAACGAUGUGCUAGCCAGAACCACAGAUAAAAAUAAAAAGUGACAGAUGUGUGAGUGAGUGCAAAAAGGUUUUAUAAUGGCCACGCCGCCGGAUUCGCCCGUGGAAGAACACGCAUAUGAAUUAGAACCUUCUAGAACGCCAAAACCGAUCCCGGUUGCUUUAGAGGAGCUGUGCAGACAGACGAAGUUCUCAAAACAGGAGAUCAGGGUCAUGUAUCGGGGAUUCAAAACGGAAUGUCCGGAAGGGGUGGUCCACGAAGACUCCUUCAAGGAUAUCUAUGCCAAAUUCUUUCCACAUGGAAACUCAGCGUUGUACGCGCACUAUGUGUUCAAAGCCUUCGACGUCAACUGCAGUGGCGCCAUCAGUUUUAGGGAGUUACUAGUUACCCUGUCGACCUUACUCCGUGGGUCGGUGUACGAGCGACUGCGCUGGGCGUUCCGCCUUUAUGACGUUGAUGGUGAUGGUGCCAUCACCAGGCAGGAGUUGGCUGAGGUGGUGGUGGCAGUUCACGAGCUGCUGGGAAGACGCGCGCCUCCAGGGUCACCUGCCUCCAGGGUUGACGAUGCCAAGGCUAACGAACAGGUGGACCGCGUGUUCAGGAAGCUGGACCUGAACCAGGACGGCGUGAUCACGAUCGAGGAGUUCCUGGAGUCGUGCCUCAAGGACGACGUGAUCACGCGCUCGCUGCAGAUGUUCGACACAGUGCUAUGACGGCAGACUGACGUGGACUCCAGGGUCGUAAUAAAGCGCACAUACCACCACGCAUGCCACUGCCACGGCCUUUACAAUAUGGCGGCGGCGUGGCUCUCGCGCGCCAACCUCGCGCGCUGCGCCGCAGCCGUAGACAACCUCUACCGGCGAGUGCUCAAGCCGAGGAUCAGGAGCGUACUGUUUUUCCAUUUCUAGACUUUUUUUAAUUAAUUGUUAGCGUGCCCCACAGCCCGAUUGGAAAUGUAAAAAGAAAUCGUUUUACAGAAUAAACAGUUUUUUUUUGUUUGA
This is a messenger RNA of Maniola jurtina (meadow brown), 1918 nucleotides long. RefSeq names its product Kv channel-interacting protein 1. The coding region runs from base 995 to 1630 and encodes 211 amino acids. NCBI's taxonomy places the organism in Eukaryota, Metazoa, Arthropoda, Insecta, Lepidoptera, Nymphalidae. The transcript is spliced from 7 exons. Gene Ontology annotation, molecular function: calcium ion binding. The record is from RefSeq and is a predicted model, not a curated record.